AUGGUCGGUUGUUUAGGCAAACUCUACGGCAGCUUAGAAAACCUAAAUGACACAUACUUGCAACCCAACCUCAACAAGGAUGUCCUUCUAAAACCUAAGAAGCUGCCAAUGCCAAUUGGUGGCCCCCAUCAACUUCUUCCUACGUUGAUUGACGGUGAAUCAAACGGUAAAAGGUUGUACACGUGUCAGUCAUGUCAACCGUCAAGCUACUCCUACUCUGGCGAGGUAUGCUACGUGGCCGACGACCCUAAGGCCAUUUGUCCAAAGUGCCAUAACUUCAUUUCCAAACACUUGACUUACGUUGCUCGGCAGGCAGUUGCAGCCGGCAGCAAGGGAGGUGGGUUUGUGAGAGAGGCUGUGACCUACAUGAUAACAGAUGAUUUGGAAGUGAAGCCUAUGUCUGUCAUUUCAAGUAUUGCUCUGCUUAAAAACUUCGAUGUUAGGGAUGUUCGUUCAAUUGAAGAGAUUGUGGUUCCUCUCGAUAAGGAUAAGUUGGUUCACUAUAGUGCAAACCUUCCUGAACCAUUAAGGCAGGAAUCAAGUGGUAAUUCCAUCUUAGAACUUUAUCUCGAUGCCGAUUAUCCAACUGAAGGCUAUGAGGCAGCAACAGAGGCGUGUUGCCACUUUUGGACUCGUGUACUUCAACGUUUUGCAAGUGCGAAGACUCAGGAAGCUUCGGAGUUGAAAGUAAUGAUGGAGAAUCUUGUUACUGUUCUGCUGACAACGUUGAAUUUACCUGAAUAUCCCGCUUCAGCUCCUAUUCUGCAGGUUCUUUGUGUCUUGUUACUCCAGAAUGCCGGGCUGAAAUCUAAAGACAUAGGUGCUCGUACCAGGGCGAUUGACCUUCUUGGCACAAUUGCUGCGAGGUUGAAGCGUGAUUCUGCCCUUGGCAGUAAGGACAAAUUUUGGAUACUACAGGAGUUGGUUAGUGUGGAUGGGGAUGAUCAGACUGAUCCAAAAAAUGAAUGCUCAGUUUGUUUAGAUGGUAGGCUUGAAAAAAAUUUCUUUGUAUGUCAAGGUUGUCAGAAAAUGUUUCAUGCUGAUUGCAUGGGAGUCACAAUGCAAUGCAAAGAUGAUGGGACAAAAGAUCGUAAUCGUUCAGGAAGAAACACUGAAGUUGCUUUUUCAAUUACAAAACUUGAGGAUGAUCCAAAAUCACAGCAGAAGUUCAUGUACUAUCUUGCUAGACUGAAAUCAAAAGAAGUAGUGCUGGAUUCUGGGACUGCAAGUUUAAUGGAGAAUUCACCUGUAAUUAGGGCCAAGGCUUUACGAGCGGUCAGUAUAAUUGUAGAAGCUGAUCCGCAGGUGCUAGGAGACAAACGCGUUCAAUCGGCUGUUGAAGGAAGGUUUUGUGAUUCCGCAAUUUCUGUCAGAGAAGCAGCACUGGAACUUGUAGGGAGGCAUAUUGCUUCUCAUCCUGAUGUUGGUUUGAAGGUUGCUGAGAGAAUGAAAGAUACUGGAGUAGGUGUUCGAAAACGAUCUAUCAAAAUCAUACGAGAUGUGUGCGUUUCAAAUGCAAACUUCUCCGAAUUUACAAAAGCUUGCAUUGCUAUCAUCUCCCGUACUGGCGACGAUGAAUCAAGUAUAAAGGAUAUUGUUUGCAAGAAAUUUUAUGAGUUCUGGUUUGAGGAACCUACUGGUUCACAAACUCAGUUCUUUGGAGAUGGUAGCUCUGUUCCAUUGGAGGUGGCUAAAAAAACUGAACAGAUUGUUGAGAUGUUGAGGAGGAUGCCAAGUCAUCAACUUCUUGUGACUGUCAUUAAAAGCAACUUAGCCCUUGAUUUUUUUCCCCAAUCAGUUAAAGCUAUUGGGAUAAACCCUGUCUCACUUGCAUCUGUACGCAAGCGCUGUGAGUUAAUGUGCAAGUUCUUACUGGAAAGGAUAUUGCAGGUAGAGGAAAUGACUAUCCAGGAAGGAGAGAGGCGGACGUUUCCAUAUAUGCUAGCUUUGCACGCAUUCUGUGUUGUGGAUCAACACUUCGUGCACCAGCUUCUGACCCUUCCCAGUUUGUGGUCACUCUUCAGCCUUAUCUAA
Prunus armeniaca (apricot) is the source of this 2034-nucleotide messenger RNA. Lineage: Eukaryota; Viridiplantae; Streptophyta; Magnoliopsida; Rosales; Rosaceae. The record is from the annotation of a GenBank genome assembly.